GUGGAACUGGGCGGGCGGCAAGUUCCAGCUCGAGGAGCCGAGGGGCGCGCGGGACUCGCUCGAGCAGAAGAAGGUGAUGAGCACCUUCUGGUGCGACUCCGCGACCAUCGGGGUCGAUCUGCAGAGGAAGGGCGAGAAGGGGUCUGCCAUCCGCGCGCUGUCCAACGAGGUGGGCACCCUGACGGACACGCGCGCAGCGAGGCUCAAGCGAGACGAGGUUGAGGUUCAGGCGCGAGGAGCGCAAGUCUAUGCCCCGAGGCGUGCGUCGAGCUAG
Molecule: messenger RNA, 274 nt
Organism: Prorocentrum cordatum
Lineage: Eukaryota; Dinophyceae; Prorocentrales; Prorocentraceae
Source: the annotation of a GenBank genome assembly